AAUAACAAGCUACUAACUAAUCAAAUUUAAUAUAUAUAUUUUUACAAUUAAAGUUUUCUAAUUAGACAUUUUAAUAAUAACAAAAUGGCCUUAUUUAAUUCGUUUAAUUUAUUUGAAUUAUUUAUUGCUUUUAGUGUUAUGCCUUUGGUAUUUGUUUUUCUGUGGUGCUUAAUUGUCGGCGAUUUUAAGAACUUCCGGGGCAGCUAUAAAGCUUAUACUGUAUUCACUGCCAAGGAUCCCAUUAAUUGUUAUCAAGAUUAUGUUGAACCACAAAAAACAAAAUAACUCUAUUGCAUAUUUAUUGAAUAUUAAUUUUUUAAAGUAUUAAUAAAUUUAAAUUAUGUGUUUUUUUUAGAAAUUA
This is a messenger RNA of Lucilia cuprina (Australian sheep blowfly), 361 nucleotides long. RefSeq lists its product as uncharacterized. Bases 85 to 285 code for a protein of 66 amino acids. The record is from RefSeq and is a predicted model, not a curated record. Lineage: Eukaryota; Metazoa; Arthropoda; Insecta; Diptera; Calliphoridae. The transcript has 2 exons.